AUGGCACUUCAGCACAUGGACACAACCUCUUUCCAGCCUACUUGCAUGCCAAGAUGUACAAAUUUUCAACAUGACAAAUUGAACCAUAAAAAAAUUUAUUGCAGUAGAUUAGAAACAAAUUGUCUCAUAAAUUGGUGCGUACAGACCUGCACAGCGAAUAUACAAAAGUUCCUCCGCAGAAUUGUGUACAAGAAUGUCCAGAUGUAUUUGCUUCCUUGUGCAUUUGUGCUUGACACUUUCAAUCAUGUUUUGGAUUCUUUUCCGUGCUCGUGCAUGCGAAAACAACGCAUCAGUCGCAUGUUGACAUGUGCACGAUUGGCAGACUUCCUUCUGCAUUUGAACCAAGAAAGGGAAGAAUUGCAGUUGAUAAGCAACUCCAUUAGAACGUUGCCUCCGUUGAUUGCUCUGCUGAAACUGUCACAAGGAGGCAGGCAAAUAUUUGACAGGCAGGAAACUCAUAAAAAUUUGCAACGUAACGGAGAGAAACUCCUUCGUAACUCAACGGAGGGAAGCAGUCCUAAUGACGGCUUCGUUAAAUAA
Helobdella robusta is the source of this 540-nucleotide messenger RNA. RefSeq lists its product as hypothetical. The coding region runs from base 1 to 540 and encodes 179 amino acids. The record is from RefSeq and is a predicted model, not a curated record. The transcript has 4 exons. NCBI's taxonomy places the organism in Eukaryota, Metazoa, Annelida, Clitellata, Rhynchobdellida, Glossiphoniidae.